UCCAAUCCGGUUUCAGCUAGUUUGUGUUCCGAUAGGACAUUAAUGCUUGCUUCGGUGUUUCUAGACCCGGUUCUUACACUUUACUUAUCAGCGCGUAAGCUGUUUUAAUUGAUUUAUUUUUGUUGUGAAAGCAUACAAGAUUUACGCAGCCAUGCCUAAAAGGAGCAAAGCUAACAAUGACACUGAAGCAGCUGGGCCCAAGAGGCGGUCUGAGAGACUUCAAGGUAAACCCCAAACACCAAAGUCUGAGCCCAAGCCAAAAGUGAAGAAGGCACCUGCAAAGGGCAAGAAGGCCAAGGAGGUAGAAAAGGCCAAACCAGAGGAGAAGAAAGAGGACGCAAAGCCAGAGACUGAGUCCGAGGAGAAAACUCCUGCGGAGAACGGAGAGACCAAAGAUGAGGGGGACAAUGAUGAAGCAGGAGGCGAGGAGGAACAGGCCGACUAGAAAGAGGGAGCUGCUAAAUAACAUUUCACCAGAGCUCCCAUACCUCUUUUCUUGUACAAUACAGAGGAAUAUUUUUAUUGACUAUUUUCUAAAAAGCAGGUUUUUUAGUAGU
Molecule: messenger RNA, 557 nt
Organism: Sinocyclocheilus rhinocerous
Lineage: Eukaryota; Metazoa; Chordata; Actinopteri; Cypriniformes; Cyprinidae
Product: non-histone chromosomal protein HMG-14A-like
Exons: 6
Coding region: 152-445 (97 amino acids)
Cellular component (GO): nucleus; chromatin
Molecular function (GO): nucleosomal DNA binding
Source: RefSeq, a predicted model, not a curated record